CUCGAGCUUGACGCUUACGAGGUGAUGCCAGGUGAUAGCAUUACUGGACGUCUCCAUCUCCGCAUUGCAAGCCCAACGCAACUUACUUCUCUAGCCGUUGGCUUGCGUGGCAUGGAAAUUGUCGACUGGACAGAGAUACGUACUCUACACUUCUUUGGAUGAACUGGACUGUAGAUCAUUUUUGAUUCGGUAUUGCACUGGACAGAUAUACGUAUUCUACACUCUGGACUGCACAGAGAUACAUACUGAGUACGAUCAUUCUGGCGAUCAUUUUGUUGACCCCAUUUUCAUUCACGUGUGAAUUUAAUAUUUCAUGUAUAGUUGUACUAGAAGACAGUGACGACCGCCAAGGUUGUGAAUCAUGAAGAAACUCGAUUCCACAACUACUUGAUGCACUAGUAUUAUAAUUACAAUAAAUGAUUUCAUGAUGUUCAAUUUGUUGACCAGAUCACCCUGUUAAACUUAUAGGUUUCGAGUCUGUGCCUGACUACAGCGACACAACCUAUCAGCAGGAGAAUCGGCCGCGUCGCACAAGGUUGGAAAAGAGAAGUGACGAAUUUGAUGGUUCCAACAAUGUGUUCGAUUUCUACUCCCCGCUGUCGAGUGCGGGCGUUGUGGGGCAGAUCCUCGCACCAGGACAGUACUGCGUCCCCUUCACCUUGCCGAUGCCGUCCAACGUUCCAGGAUCCUGUAUUGUUGGCACGCCCCGGCCUCGAGGAUGGCUUGGUAUCGAUGCUUGGUUGGUCGGCUACUGCCAUAAUAUUUCUCAGUUCCAUUUGUUUCUAGCAGUUCAUCUUCUCGUGUAUGAAUAACAGAUUUUUUUGUAGUUGACCUAUCCACCACCGGCGUCGCAUUUAAUGCGGCGGUUAGUUACAGGUAUGUCUUCGAUAAGGAAAUCUUCAAAACCACGUACAAUACCUCUAAUCUUCAAAACGUGAACAACUAUAACUACAACAGCGAUGGACGAGGUUGACCACUAUGAACGGUUUUAUGGCGAGACGCGGUAUAUGAUGUACGCUGAGGCACGCGAGCGCGACUUCAAGGAUUUUCGAUUCGAUUUUCGUUCGGGGAAUUCCAUUUUCGACAUGGGAUUACGUUUGGAUGAGGAGCCGAUGCUUGCGCGACAGCCGAUUUCGGUAGUCCAGGCUCCUCCGCCGGCCAAAGAGCUAAACGUGUCGCGAUCGGUGCAGGUCACCUUCUGCCUCUGCUGUGACCGUGGACAGUGCACGAUUCAUCUAAAAGCCGCGAAGGUUAAGACUUUCGGAAAUCCAUCUACAUCCUUACAAAAUGAUCUCCUGCUUCGUUGCAUCUACCAGAACUGUGCUUGGUCUACUUGGGGCUGCAAUUUCGACGGAGCCUAUGUAGUAUUACUUAGCUGGUUGAUGAUUGAUUUUCGGUGAUUUGCUUUGUCUACUUACGGCUCUCGUCCCGAAGUUAUAGAUAUUUAGAUAUACUGUGCACACAAGAUGACAGAAUCUUCUAAAAAGGAUGUGUACUGCCAAGGCGAGCUCAUCAAAGUGGAUGCGAAGUUCGACAACAAGAGCUCGAGCGAGUUGACCGUGCUAAAAA
This is a messenger RNA of Amoebophrya sp. A25, 1569 nucleotides long. The record is from the annotation of a GenBank genome assembly. NCBI's taxonomy places the organism in Eukaryota, Dinophyceae, Syndiniales, Amoebophryaceae.